UCGGCUCAGUACACAUUGGGGCUGACGCUCGAACAUCGCCUGCCAGGCAUUGACACCGACGGACUCGGACAAGCAACCGGAUUGUGGCAAUUGAUAGCGCACAUUUCACCUGGAGUCAUCCAACCACGCGUUUCGCCGCAUAGCGCCUGUCGCAGUUCCUCAAAUAUUCUGACGUGGCAGGGGAUACACUAUACUACCUCCCUCCGUCUAAUGGCAUCGACUAUCACGGCGUCGCAAGUCGUCGCCAACCACUGUAUCAAUGCGGCUAUCACCCUGUAUUUCUAUGAGCGUGUUCUGACCAUUGGCCAGGAGAUUGGUCUAGUUUGGAGGCGUGCAUCCAGGAGCCUCUUCAUGCUCGCUCUUUACGGCAGUAUGCACGUUUUCACGAUGGUCUAUCUCCUACUGGAGAUCGUUCUGUGGAGCAUAUCGGUGUUACGUGUAUAUGCGAUCAAUGGGCGGAAUAAGUGGACACCGUUGGCCACCAUGGCCUUGUCACUUGUUCCUGUAGCAACAAACAUUGUUUCAUCAGCCGACACAACCAUGUCAACCACCACAUAUCUCCGGUACACCGUCACCCGUGUCUGCGUCAUAGCUGCGGACUCCCUCGUCUUAUUGGAAACAUGGCGCAAUACAUAUGACCUGAACAAACUGGCGCGUGGCCUCACCAUGAAGCCCUCUAUCACGUGCUACCUGAUUAAUGCUGUUUAUUACAGUGUGCUGCUUACUGUGAACAUCGUCGCCACAGUGGCGUGUGCGAUCAACCCCGUGUUGGAGAUCGCUAAUUUCUGUUUCGUGUUCAAUACCAUACUCCUCUCUCGGUUCUUCUUGAAUCUCCGAGAAGCCUCCUUCCUACCUGAACCCGGCUCCACCUUGUCUACACUCUCUCAGACUGGUCUCCACGUCGCCGAUGCAUUACGGGUGCUAGGAGGAUCCCUUACUGACCAUAUGGCCUCUUCGGAAGACGUACUGGACCACACUGGCGAGUCGAUGCGUGACGUAGACGAGGAGGGAGAGUAUCCGGAGGAGAUAACAGAACGGCCAGCCCAUUUGUCGAGCCUCGAUCAGCAGGAUUCCAUUGACACAGCUGUCACAGCAACGGACCUCCCGAUAUCCAGAGAAACCAAACUCCAUUGGUGUACGCUUAUGCAUGCCGAACUAUAAUCUUGUCGACGGUAAUCAUCGGGACAUGCACGUAUAACCGGGCGACAUAUAGUAGUAGUGCGCUAAUCUCGCAUGAUAUCAUGAGUGUACAUUAUGAUUGCCCGAUAACUUAGUCCGAGGCGUUUCGCUCGACGCGCUUGCGCCACAUGAUCGUGUCGCGCACCUUCAAGUUCUGCCACUGGCACUCAUGUCCUCACUAGC
Messenger RNA from Fomitopsis serialis, 1362 nucleotides. RefSeq lists its product as uncharacterized. Bases 211 to 1161 code for a protein of 316 amino acids. Lineage: Eukaryota; Fungi; Basidiomycota; Agaricomycetes; Polyporales; Fomitopsidaceae. The record is from RefSeq and is a predicted model, not a curated record. The transcript has 10 exons.